Molecule: messenger RNA, 7500 nt
Organism: Mya arenaria
Lineage: Eukaryota; Metazoa; Mollusca; Bivalvia; Myida; Myidae
Product: DNA-binding protein HEXBP-like
Exons: 9
Coding region: 106-1125 (339 amino acids)
Biological process (GO): positive regulation of cytoplasmic translation
Cellular component (GO): cytoplasm
Molecular function (GO): mRNA binding; single-stranded RNA binding; zinc ion binding
Source: RefSeq, a predicted model, not a curated record
UAACGGUUCACUCCCUUGUUUCAAAAUUUGCCAUUACAAAUUAUUUUUUGUUUCGAUUUUGGUUGCCACAUUUUAUCAUUUUAAACCAAGUAAAUCGAUUAGUACAUGGUACAGACGCCGAAAAUAAGUGAAAGGAAAGGUGAAGGUGUCAGAAUGAGCGGGAGAAAUACAACAUGUUACAAGUGCGGGCGGGGUGGGCAUUUUGCCCGGGAGUGUCGAUCAACAGGACGUCCAGGAGGAUCAAAUGUGCGAUGUUACAAGUGUAACAAAUCGGGCCAUUUUGCUCGUGACUGCAAGAUGGAGGGAGAGAGAUGUUAUAAUUGUAACAAGAUUGGGCACAUCGCCAAAGACUGUGACCGGGAAAUUGAUGAAGCUGGCAUUUGUUACAUAUGUGAGCAGUCUGGCCACAUUCAGAAGAACUGCCCUGAUGCCGACCCUGACUCCAAAACUUGUUACAGGUGUGGAGAAAAGGGCCACGUCGCACGCGAUUGCACAGAGGAAAUACAGGAUGAGAGGAAGUGCUACAACUGCGGCGAGGUCGGCCAUCUUGCACGUGAUUGUACCGAGGAGCGAGUGCCAUCCGCUAACCAGGACAGCGAGAAAACGUGUUACACUUGUGGUGAAGUGGGCCAUAUCGCUCGUGAUUGUACUGAGGAGAGAGGGCAGUCCGGAUAUCAGAAUGGCGAGAAGAAGUGCUACAACUGUGGCGAGGUAGGGCAUAUCGCUCGUGAUUGUACCGUAGAGCGAGCGCAAUCCGGUAGCCAGGACAGCGAGAAGAAGUGCUACACCUGUGAAGAGGUUGGCCAUAUUGCUCGUGAAUGUCCGAGCCAGGAUACGCGCAGCUGCUAUAACUGUGGCGAAACUGGCCAUCUGUCCCGAAACUGCCCUGUGAAGCGCCAGCCGGCACGCAGAGAGCGAAAUCAGGAAUGUUAUAAGUGUGGAGAAAAUGACCACAUUGCCCGCGACUGCCCGCAACUGACCUCAAAACGUGAGGUGGAAUGCUACAACUGCGGGAAAAUGGGUCACUUUGCGCGUGAUUGUCCGGUGGAAAGCGCUGAAAUUAAGUGCUACAAUUGCAACGAAAUUGGCCACUACGCUCGUGAUUGCGAACAAAAUCAGGAUUAGAUCAAAACAAAGGGCCAUAACUGGUACCUCAAAGGGAGACCACUUAUCGUGUUUUUUUGCUUAUUUUAUUAUCUCCCUUGUAAUAUAUGGAGAUAGAUGAUUUUAUUUUUGUCAUAGAAGAUUUGGACAAGGAAGUGAAUUUUAUUUAUAAAAUGAGAACAUUUUUCUAUUUUUGUGGUGAUUAAAUUGUGUGUGUUUCUUUAUUAAAUUGAAUUGUAUGAUAAUUACUUUAAUCUGUAUAUUGGUUAGUUUUGGUAAUUUAUGGGAUGUUAUACAGAGCUACAGAUAAUUGUUUACUUAGAACUGUAAUGUAUGCCUUUAAUGUAAUUUUGUAAAGUGUAAUGUACGCCUUGAAGGCUUGCUUGCAUUCAAUGAAGUAAAAUGAUGAUUAUUAAAGUCUACUGUUACAUUGAAGAGUAUUCAGAACUCCUCGGCCAUUUUCAUAGAAAACAUCCUCGGAUGUAUAGUGUUUCAUCAGUAAAAGCAGUUCGACUUCCUUGUCCACUCAAACUGGUCAGACAGAGCGUUGCUCCAUUGGCAGAAAUCUGAGUCAAAGUUACAUGCCACAUUUAGGGGCUUGGUGCCUGGACUGCAGUUGAAGAGAGACAUCAUCAAUGGUCACACCACCACUAAAGGGUGGUGCUUCGAACCUAAUAUGGAAUCCCUUGCUUAUUGCCCCAAGUAAAUUUUAAAUUAUAGUAUGGUAUUAAAAAAUUGUAGUGUUUUAUCAUGGUUUUUGUAUAUCUUUAAGUUUAAAUUGAUUGCCAAUGAAGUGUUGCAUAAAUAAUUCAGAUUCCUAAGAGUAUGGUCAUGAUGAUUAACUGCUUAAUUGGAAUUACUACACAAUCUACUUGCAGUGUAGUUGAAUGUAAAGAUUUUUGACAUUGUAAACCAUCCAUAUACAUCUGAGGUUGUUUUUGAUGGAAAACAGCCGAGGAGUUCUAAAUGAUUGGAGUGCAAACGUACAUUUAUUGAACAUACACAAUUAGCUUGACCUUAAACGUAGAAAUUGAUUUAAAAUACCAGACAUCGCUUAAUUCCGAUUGAAUUAUUUAAGGUAGCAAGAGAAUCGCUACAUAAGAGUUAUUCUUUACCAGUAAGCGGCCAUCUUUGAUCUCGUCAAAUCAGUUUUUCAUGAAAUGGUCGUAAAUUGAUUGAAGUAAAAAAUCGUAGGCCCUUACAACAUUUAUAUAUUCGUACCAAUAUGAACAGAUGCUUGAUUUUAUAUUGUAAUCGGCACAUUUUUAAUUUUGACCCUAACCUGUAGCUCUGUUUUGGAUAAAGAGAACUUAAGAAAGAAUAAAGUAGCAGAAUAUUUAGUUAGUAAAUGAACUUUUUUAUUUUUUAUUGUAACGAUUUGUUUGCAAUUGAGAUAUAUUUUUAAACACAGCAUAAAAAUGUUUAUGCGUGAGAGAUAUUUUAGGUUUUACGUGCGCAAGAUAUUUCUUUGUGUGUUAAAGUUGUAAGGAGAGGUGGUGGAGUUUUGUCUGUGAUUUUUAUGUGGCAUUUUUGUCUAUUUAAGGUAGGCCAUUCAUCAGCAAGAUAAAAACUUGCAACAUUUAUAGUAUCAUUUUUCAAGUUACAAAAUGUAGUCUAUUUAAGGUAGUCCGUCUGUCAUUAAGACAAAAACUGCUACGUGUGAAGUUUUAUUUUUAAAGUUCCAAUUUGUAUGUUACAUUUUUUUUUAAAGUAGUCACCCAAAGCUUUUUUUUUAUAUAGACAUUAUGUUAUUGAAGAGAACAAUUUAUGGAAUUGCUAUAUAUAUAGAUAUAUAUAAUCAAAGUAAAGUUUUGUUUUCUUACCUCCCUUUAAUAUACCAUAUGAUAAUGAUAGCGUGAUUAUAAAAAUAUUGGAUGGCAUGAAUUAAAAUCUUGAUGAUUAAGAAUUGGCGGAGUGGGAGAAGCAAAGGAGACCUUCUUAAUCAUGAAGAUUUUAAUUCAUGUCAUCUUACUAUAAGAAUACAACCUCAUUGGCUGACCCAUUGUCAAAGCAAAAUUUGACGGAUUAUGUAUCGGAUGAGUGGCAGUAGACGGACCUUUAAACACCUGCGAAAGUUGACUUUCCUAAUGAUUAAGACUAGUACUUAAUGAUUGCCUAUUGCAAUUUCAUUGGCUGUAAAUGUAGGUUGUAUUCUGUGGUGUUAUUCAAAAAUGUGAUUUAUGAUGUUAAUAUCUAAAAUGCACUAACACAUCCUUGCAUCCUAAUGAUGGAUGGCUUACCUUAAAGCUGCACUCUCACAGAUUGAACGUUUUGCCAACUUUUUUGUUUUUGGUCUUGGAACGAGCCAAUUUUUGCAAGAAUCCAUGGAAACCAACUAUUUAAGACUGCUGACUUCGCAGAUUUUUAUAUUUAAGUUCAAAAAUUGAUUUUUAAUGCAUUUUUCUUAAACCAUUAGUAAUGGUUUAAGCCAUAAAACAUUAAUUUUCGAACGGAAAUAUGAAAAUCUACAAUCUGAUUUUUUGUCAGCAAACUUAUAUCAUUGGUUUGCAAAUAUUUAUGCAAAACUUUUCUCUUUUCAAGACAAAAAAUAAAAAAAUGUAGCAAUAAUGGUAUAUCUGUGGGCGUGCAGCUUUGAUACAAUAAUGGGUUAACUUUUUCUUUUAAUAAUAUUUUCAUUACUUAUAGUUUAUUAUUGCAAGCAAUGAAUUACCGUACAUGUUUUGCAAAAAAGGCUUACCUGCUUGGAAAUGCUUAUGCUGUUGCUGUCAUUUUGAUUUUAAUGAAUUAACUUAAAGCUGCACUCUCACAGAUUGACUGUUUUGACAACUUUUGUAUUUUUUGAAUUGUAAUAGACCAAUUUUUUGAGUGAAUGUCUUAACACCGGAAAUAAGAGAUUACUGACAAAAGAUCAGAUCGCAGUUUUCAUAUAAAUGUUCAAAAAUUGAUGCUUUAUGCCAAAAAAAUCAUUUUUCUGAAAGCAUUAUUAACGCUCUUUGCCAUAAAACAUAAAUACUUGAACAUAAAUAUCAAAAGUGUUAUCUGACCUUUGUCAGCAGUGUUAAAUCACCUGUUUCAAAACAUUUCCACAAAUUCCAAGACCAAAAAUUUAAAAAAAAAAGGUCGAUCUAUGAGUGUGCAAUUCAACACAUCAAAUAUUUAAUAUUUGCGUAGUUAGAUUUUUCUGAUAAUCUCUAGAUUAAUACUUUGAGGCUUAUUGUAUUUGGAUGGUUUGGGUUUAAAAUUAUUAUACAUGUAUGUUUUUAAAAUUCAGUUCAUGAAUGUUCUUUGGCUGUUUCGGUGAAGGACUGUAGUCGUUACCUUCAAUAAUCUUAUAUCUGUAUAAACACAACCACCAUCAUUAUCAUCAUCAUUUCAUCACUCCGCAAAAAGUAUACUCGCGAUUGGCUAAAACUGUAAAACUGUAAAUACAUAUGCAGCAGGCUGGACUGACUGUUUUAUUAAAUAUAAAAGUUCCACAAUUUACAAUUGCUUUUUUAAAAGGAUAAAAGCAUCUCUUAGAAACUAACAUUCUAUAUGUUGGCUGAGCAGAGCUGAAUGGAAAGCAUUCAGGCUGGUCUGGUCAACGUCUUGGGGCAUCUUGUUCUAAAGCAUGAUGGUUGCGGGAAAGAAACUUUUUUUGGAAGUGCAGGCUUGGAUUUGGCUGAAUCGUAGGCUGUGCCCUCUGGUAGACUUAGCAAUGAUGAGCGGGGAAUCUGGCUCAAAUUUCUCGACGCUUAUUAAGCGGUAUGUCUCUUAUAACAGGAUUAAGCUAAGAUCACUAUUUUUGAUUUUCAAUUUUAUGCUUAAGAUCGGAAUUAUCUGUAUGAUAAUCACAAUUACCGUAACCAUUUUUCAUUUAUCAAAAUUCAAUUUAAGUAUGUUUUUUGGAUAAUUGAAAUAAGCUACUUAAGCCAGUUAAGCUUAAGAAGUUUCGAGAAAUUGCGUUCUAUCUAUGGUAUUAGAGGUUUUAAAGAUUUUUUUGCGAUUGUCUGCAUCCUAAUUAUGUGUGUGUCCAUUUAAUAACACAGUCAUGUACAGCUCGUCAUUAGGGGAAAAUCUACUUAUGUGAACUCCGGGUAGCAUCUUUUUACUUUGGGAGUAUGGUGCCUUCAUAAAUAAAAUCAGGUUCUUUAAUGUGACAAAACUAUGCAACUUUUCAGUGACUUACAUUCGGUAUAAGAUGAUCAUUUAAAGCUGCACUCUCACAAAUUGACAGUGUUGACUAAAAUUAAAGCGUUAGUAACAAUUUUAACCAUAAAACAUCAAUUUUCAAACAUAAAUAUGGAAACUGUGAUCUGAUCUUUUACAAGCAGUCUUGUAUCACUGGUUUCAAGACAUAAACGCAAAAAUUGGCUCAUUCCAAGACAAAAAAUAAAAAAGUCGUCAAAAUAAUCAAUCUGUGAGAGUGCGGCUUUAAACACAAAACAUUCAGGACUUUUUCUGUUGGGGAUAGAUUGUAUACCUAUUUGUACGGAAAUACCCUACACUAUUUUUAGAGUUUCACACUGGCAUUCAUUCAAUACAGAAUUUAUUAUGCAAGUCUUUUAAAAUAAAUAAAAUCACGCUUUGGAGAGAUUUUAUCAAUUUUAUAAACAUGUUUCAUAAUUUUGUAUUGAAUUACCACAAAUGUGAUAUUUUUUUACAUCAUUGAUAAAAAUUUGAUGAUUUAUAGCGCUAAAUGCAUUUAAUGUGACUAUAUAUUGCGCACAAUUUUAAUAGUAGUUACUUAUGAUGUCAAAUUAUCAGAAAGGCCAAAAAAAAAUGGUUUGGUUAGGGUUACAUCCCUUUCAUAAGGUAAGGUAGAUAGGCUUUUUAUUUUAUUUAUUGUUUUGAUUGGCUUUAUAUAAAAACAUAAUUGUCAUCUAUUUAAAAUGGUGUUAAAGGAAUGUUUUUAAUAAAGCUUUAAAGGUUUUAAACUGCAUACUAAAACACUGACUUGAAAAAAAGUUCUUAUUUUCAUUUGUAUUUUUUUUUUUUUAACUGACUAUAAAAUUGGUUGUGUCUGCUCCUAUUUCGUAGGUAAGGUCGGGUAACUCUAACCAAAUGUAUUUUUCAAAGGCCAAAACACACUAGUCAUAGGGUUUUAGCAAGGUUAAAUUAAGGAGUGGGUGCUGCAGAAAAGGGACAGGGUGCUGUAAGGGACAAAAUAGCAGAUUGUGUCGGGCAGUGAAUAAUUAAAGAUGAUUAUGAAUUUCAUAGAAAAUGUUUUAAUUCACUCCUACUCACAGGGUUCGCGGAAAGGUAGAAAAAUCAGUUCUAUAUGCUUAUCAAAUGUUGCUCUGCCUGAGCCAAUUUUUGACCACUGUGCGCAAGAGUAAAUUGUGCUUAUUUGAAGUAAUAUUCGGUUUCAACUUAUAAAUAUGUAAAAUGUUUGAAUUCAUAAUCAUAUUUCAAGUUUUAAUCAAAACAAAAGAAAUAUAUGAUUUUCUUGAGCAUUUAAUUUUUCGAAGGCAGGAGGGUGCACAUUCUGGUCUCCAUGAGGGUAGAAUGGUGUUUCCAAAAUAGGACAAGUUGCAGCACCCUCUCAUAACCGUCAAGCUAAAACCCUUCUACUAGUCAUAUAUUAAUAAAAAUACAUUGACACUAUUUCAUGCUGGCAACGUCAUUUAUAAUUAUGAUGAUUUUAACUUGUAAAUAGAAAAAAAAUUAAACCACUAUUGGGUGCAAAAAAAUAAUUAUUUAGUAAUACUGUACAAAUACACAGAAAGAAAUUAAUUAUAAAAAAUAUGUCAAUAAUUGAUGAUGAAUUUAUAUAUGAUUCAGAUUGUGAAAGUUAAUGAAUAAUUAUGAACUUGUCAAUGAUUCAUGACAAACACGUUAAUGAAUUAUCAUGAACUUGUUAAUGAUUUUUUCAAACAUGUUAAUGAAUUAUUAUGAAAUUGUUAAUGAUUUUUGUAGAACAUGUUUAUGAUUCAUUCUAAAAUUGUAAAUGAUUCGUGGCGAAGAUGUUAAUGAAUUAUUAUGAUUUUGUUCAUGUUUCUUGACAAAGAUGUUAAUGAAUUAUUAUGAAAUUGUUACUGAUUCUUGACGAACAUGUUAAUGAUUCCUUAUAAAAUUUAAAAUGAUUCUUGGAGAUGUUGAUGAUUCAUUAUGAAAUUGUUAAUGAUUCUUAAUGAACAUGUUAAUGAUUCAUUUUGAAAUUGUUAAUGAUCGUUAUAAAAUUGUUAAUGAUUUUUAACGAACAUGUUAAUAAUUGAUUAUGAAAUUGUUUAUGAUUCGUGAAGAAGAUGUUAAUGAUUCUUGAAAAAGAUUUUAAUGAUUCAUUUUAAAAUUGUUCAUGAUUCGUGACGAAGAUGUUAAUGAAUUAUUAUGAAAUUGUUAAUGACUUGUGAUGAUUAUGUUAAUGAUUUUAUUUUUGCAGUAGAGAGGUUGUGUAAGUGGAGUGGUGUUAGAGCAGUCUAUAUUUUGUAUGGAAAAAUAAACUCUGGCAGGAAA